AUGGCUCCUGGUCUUCCUGAUCUAUCCCAAUACCCAACUGGGAUCACGAUUCUACGAAUUUUUCAAGCCGUCCACAGUAUCAUCACUAUCGUGGUGACCUCCUUCACGAUCAAUGCUAUCGUUAUGCCAGGCAAUUGCUUGCUGAUUGCUACAAGCUCAGUGGCCGUUUUGUUCUCGUUAUGGAUGGCCUUCGCCCAUCUCUCUUUCAGCCGUCUGUACAACUUCUGGGCGGCUUUCAUCCUUGACACAUCCCUUACUGUGUUUUGGAUCAUCUCGAUGGCUGUCCUUGGAUCCCAGACUGCGGUUCUAUGGAUCCAUGGCCAAGACUAUUGUAAGGAGAACAAGUGUCCUGAUAAUUUGACAUCUAUCAGCACCUUUUAUGGAUACGUCUUUGCGACUUGUUUCGGCCUUGCUGCCAUUGGCUUUUUAUUCUCGUGUGCUGCACUCAUCUUCCACGGCGUAGUCAGUUGUCGCCAGCAUAGAUACAACAAGAUUGGCGUGAACAGGGACUCUGUACCGAUUGAUAUCGCUUCCAAACAUCCACCGGAGUCCACUGCGUACAACGUCUGA
Molecule: messenger RNA, 570 nt
Organism: Fusarium sp. VM40
Lineage: Eukaryota; Fungi; Ascomycota; Sordariomycetes; Hypocreales; Nectriaceae
Source: the annotation of a GenBank genome assembly